This is a messenger RNA of Emys orbicularis (European pond turtle), 1255 nucleotides long. RefSeq names its product peroxisomal biogenesis factor 14 (gene PEX14). The transcript is spliced from 9 exons. The record is from RefSeq and is a predicted model, not a curated record. NCBI's taxonomy places the organism in Eukaryota, Metazoa, Chordata, Testudines, Emydidae. Gene Ontology annotation, biological process: protein import into peroxisome matrix, docking. Bases 19 to 1155 code for a protein of 378 amino acids. Gene Ontology annotation, cellular component: peroxisomal membrane; peroxisomal importomer complex. Gene Ontology annotation, molecular function: signaling receptor binding.
UUAGCCGGGUCUGGAAACAUGGCCUCCUCAGAGCAGGCAGAGCAGCCCAGCCAGACUGGCUCUUCUCCUGGGACUGAGAAUGCCGUGUCUCGGGAGCCACUGAUCACAACAGCAGUGAAGUUUCUACAGAACUCCCGGGUCCGCCAAAGUCCGCUCGCAACCAGAAGAGCUUUUCUCAAGAAAAAAGGACUGACGGAUGAAGAAAUUGACCUGGCUUUCCAGCAGUCGGGCACUACCACAGAUGAGCCACAGUCCCUGGGUCCUUCCACACAGCUGGUGCCAACGCAGCCCCCUCACCUCGUGCCGUACAGUCCCCCAGGCUCCAGAUGGCGAGACUAUGGUGCUUUGGCGAUCAUUAUGGCAGGGAUUGCCUUUGGCUUCCACCAGCUCUACAAGAAAUACCUGCUCCCUCUCAUCAUGGGAGGCAAAGAAGACAGAAAACAACUUCAGAGGAUUGAGGCGAACAUUUCCGAGAUGAGUGGCAGCGUGACACAGACAGUGACUCAGUUGCAGAAGACUUUAGCCUCCGUCCAGGAACUGCUGAUGCAGCAACAGCAGAAAAUCCAGGAGCUCACCCAAGAGCUGGCUGCUGCCAAGGCCACCACUUCCACCAACUGGAUCCUGGAGUCACAGAAUAUCAAUGAAUUGAAAUCUGAGAUCUACUCAUUAAAAGGGCUCCUUCUAAACCGGAGGCAGUUCCCUCCCUCCCCUUCGGCUCCCAAGAUCCCAUCCUGGCAAAUCCCGGUGAAGCCUUCCUCGCCCUCCAACCCUGUUGCUACUAACCACAACAGCAGCAGUGACAUCUCGCCCGUCAGCAACGAGUCCACCUCCUCGUCACCUGUGAAGGAGAACCACAGCCCAGAGGGGGCAAUGGUCAGCUGCCACCUGCUGGGUACGGAGGAGGAGGGCGAGGUGGUGAUGGACGUCAAGGACCAGGUGCGAAUGGAAGUGCAGGGCGAGGAGGAGAAGAGGGAGGACAAAGGGAAUGAGGAGGAGGAAGAGGACGAUGAGGAUGAUGAUGUCAGCCAUGUGGACGAAGAGGAGUGCCUGGACGUCCAGACCGAGGACCGGCGAGGAGGGGAUGGGCAGAUUAAUGAGCAGGUGGAGAAGCUACGGAGACCGGAAGGGGCCAGCAAUGAGAAUGAGAUUGACUAGGUGAAUGGGCUUCUUUCCAUCCCACCCUGCAUCUGUCCAGCCUUCCCCCACCCCCUGGUGCUUCUCUCAUUUGGUGGAGAGAACUCUCCCCUCGGCCCUG